AUGUAUAAAAAAUUUAAGGCAAAUGCCAUACGUAGGAAUUUCGUUGGAUAUGUUUCUGACAUUUGGGUGGGAAUGCAGCUAGUGGAGAAGACCUAUUGGAGGAUGUGCAACAACACGAGCAUUCUGACGGUGAAUGGUAGUUUCCCUGGGCCGACCCUCCGCGUUCGCAAAGGGGAUACUGCUUUUGUUAAUGUUCAUAAUCACGGGACCUAUGGCGUCACCAUUCACUGGUUCCUCUCUCCCGCUCUCGCUCGCUCGCUCUCUCUCACUCACUGUUUCCCUCUCUAUAAUAAUGCUUUGUGCUGCCUGCACGACCAGGAAAUUGUUAGUUCAAGCGGGGCGAUUAACAAUGGACACAAGUUCAGGGGCAUUAAUGUCCUCUUAUUUGUCUAA
Molecule: messenger RNA, 393 nt
Organism: Thlaspi arvense
Lineage: Eukaryota; Viridiplantae; Streptophyta; Magnoliopsida; Brassicales; Brassicaceae
Source: the annotation of a GenBank genome assembly